AUGAGUUAUCCAGCUGGGUACCCCGGCACGCUGCCGGCGCUGGAGCUCUCUGGGGAGGGGGACCGGGACUGUAACGGAGGGAAAGCUGAGGACGACCUUCCUCUUCGCCUUCCUCCUCUACUUUCCUCGCCCACCCGACGAGAGCUCUCCCCGGAGGCCCCGGCCAAGGGGGAGGCGAAGAAGCGGCUGAGUGUGCAGUACACGGCGGGCGAGGAAUGCCCCGACAACGUCUUCUUCCCCAGCACGCGGCCCCCGCACCUGGAGGAGCUGCACAACCAGGCCCAGCAGGGACUGAAGUCCCUGCAGCACCAGGGUAGCGUGUCCUUCCGGAGCCGGGCGGCCUCCUGUGCCACGGACAGCAUCUCUGAGGACGCCCUCUCCAUCCGCUCCGAGAUGAUCCAGCGGAAAGGUUCCACCUUCCGACCGCACGACUCCUUUCCCAAAUCCUCGGAGAGGGCCGGCAAGAAGAGGAAGGAGAGGAGGACGACGGUGCUGGGCAUCCCCCAGCAUGUCCAGAAGGAGCUGGGUCUCAGGAACAGCCAGGAAGCCAAGGGACGCCCCGAGGUCUCCGGCGACGCCAUCCGCAUCCCCACCAUCGACGGGAAGCUGCAGCCACUGGCUGUCCCCAGGGGCGCCCGCGUCUGCCUGGGAGCCUUGGAGGAGGCAGACACGGUCCUGCAGAAGCACAUCGACCGGGUUUACUACGACGACACGUUGCUGGGGAGGAAGACGGCGGCCAAGCUGUCGCCCAUGGUGAGGCCAAAGUCGCUGGCCGUGCCGGGCAUGACCACCAACGCCAGUCCCCCGGAGCUGCUGAGCCCCGUCAUGUCCAUCUCGCCCCAGGGCACCUACAUGUCCAAGAUCAUCCCCAAUGCCAUCCUGCCGCCCAUGGUGGAUGUGGUGGCCCUGACGCGGAGCAGCGUGCGGACGCUGAGCCGCUGCAGCCUGGUGUCAUCCAGCCCGGCCUCGGUGCGCUCCCUCGCCCGCUUCUCGGAGCACAGCACCCGCAGCCGUGAGCCCUCCUCCUCCACCAAGAAGCCUUCGCUUGGCCCGGGGCCGGCUCCUUCCCCCCUGAGCCCAAAGGCGCCGGGGGCGGAGGCGCUGGGCUCCCCCGUGCCGGACGGGAAGGCCAAGGCAGUGCCGGUGGACGAGAGCAGGACUAAGAGCGAGCCGGCAGGGACGGCGGCCUCGGGGACGGAGGACGGACGGGGAGAGACGGCCUGA
Pygoscelis adeliae (Adelie penguin) is the source of this 1224-nucleotide messenger RNA. It is a transcript of the gene NHSL3, whose product is annotated as KIAA1522 ortholog. Gene Ontology annotation, biological process: cell differentiation. Lineage: Eukaryota; Metazoa; Chordata; Aves; Sphenisciformes; Spheniscidae. The transcript has 9 exons. The record is from RefSeq and is a predicted model, not a curated record. The coding region runs from base 1 to 1224 and encodes 407 amino acids.